CUUGGGCAUUGCACUUACCAGCCGAAAUGUCUGGGCAUGUCCAAAACUCAGCCGAACCCGAGCAAUCGCUCAAGAGACCAAUUGAUCACUUUUCAGAAGAGCAGGCACGCCCAUCACAGCCAAUCCUUCCGGAAGAUUCGGUGACGAAGGCCGAGAAGAUUGAAAGGAACGGAGUGAAUGGGAAGGCAGAAGAUCUAGACGAACAGGAGCCAGCAGCAAAGCGAAUCAAAAUGGAGGACUCAAUAGAAACAGUUGCAGGGAAUGGUCCGGAGGAGAAGAAGGUUGACUCAAGAGAUAAGGUGAAAGGAAUUGCCCUUGUGAAAACCGAGUACCUCAUCGACACAUACAAGAGGGCAGUUACCACUUCGACCCUGGACGAUGAUGCUGCAGAAGGACGAGGUCACGCAGAUGAUCGGGACAAUAAUGGAGACAACCGAAAAGGCGGCCGUGGGGACAAGAAGAAGAAGAGGAAAGAAAAAGGUCAGAACAAGAAUCGAGAGUUUGGAUCCUGGUACGAUAUGAUCAGACUUUGCAACAGUCGAGCCAACACACCAGAAUUCUCUCCGAAGGAAUGUAGCUUUGGUGACACAUGCAAGUGUUGCCACGAUUUGCGAAAAUAUCUUAAGGAAGGAAAACGGGAGGAUCUGGAUACUUUUGACAAGAGGUGCCCCGUCUGGGAGGUUCACGGAACGUGUUAUGCAGGAUGGAAGUGCCGCUUUGUUUCAAGUCAUUCGAAGGAAAUCGAACGAGAAGAUGGUAGGAAGGAAUUGGUCUUGAUCGACAAGGACGACGCCAAGCCUCUUGAAGACGAUGAUGAGAACCGGAAAGGGGUUUAUAACGUCGUCAGUACGGCUGACAAGCUAGACCUAGCAAGGCGAAGAGCGAAGACCGAAAAGUCAGACAAAUACAUUGAAUGGCUAGAAAAUGACCAAAAGGAAAUGGACAAGAUCUACCAUCAGAAGAAAGAAGAGACCGCUGAGAAGCGUGAGGAGAAUCGAGCCACUUUCACUGACCCACCCCUCCUUCCCUCUGAGAAGAGAAGAAUAUAUUUCGGUCCAGAAACACCAGUCCUCGCUCCCCUCACAACACAAGGAAACCUUCCGUUCAGGAGAAUGUGCGUAGAGUUCGGGGCACAGCUUACGUAUUCCGAAAUGGCUAUGUCGAUUCCUCUGAUACAAGGUCAGAAGUCGGAAUGGGCUCUGAUGAAAGCUCACGAGAGUGAGAUAUCGGCACCUCGAUACACGCCAACAUCUGUUGUCCAAGAGUAUACCAACUCGAAAGAUUUGAAGUUCGGUGCUCAGAUUUCUGCCAGCAAGCCCUGGCAAGCCCUCAAAGCUGCAGAAGUCAUGCCAAGACUGUUACCUCAUCUCAGAGUUAUUGAUAUCAAUUGCGGCUGUCCUAUUGAACUUGUUUACCAGCAAGGUGCUGGUUCAGCAUUGCUUGAUGCUCCUUCGAAGCUGGAAAAGAUGAUUAGAGGCAUGAAUGUUGUCUCUGGAGAGGUUCCAAUUACAGCUAAGAUUAGAAUGGGCACGAGAGAUGGGAAACCUACAGCUCAGAAGACCAUUGAACGUUUAGCUUUUGGUGGGUACGAAGCACGACAGCGACUUGGAGCUCCAGGGUGUGCUGCGAUUACUCUUCACGGUCGAAGCAGGCAACAAAGAUACACCAAGAAUGCGGAUUGGUCGUACAUAGCCGAGUGUGCAACUUUGGUCAAGUCAUACAAUCAGAAGAAAGACGAUUUGACAGACACCAUUAACGAACCUGAUGCCCGAACUCAAGCAAACACUUUAGAUGGAAGAAUGUAUUUCGUUGGUAACGGCGAUUGCUAUUCUCACGUUGACUAUCUGGACCAUAUCCAGAACGCUGGAGUUGACUCUGUCAUGGUCGCUCGAGGAGCACUCAUCAAGCCGUGGAUAUUUGAAGAGAUUGAGAAGGGCCAAUAUAUUGACAAAUCUGCCUCAGAACGCCUCGGCUAUAUUGAGAAGUUCGUCCGUUAUGGGCUUGAGGCUUGGGGAUCUGAUGAAGUGGGCGUAGGACAAACGAGAAGAUUCCUUCUGGAAUGGUUGAGCUUUGCUCAUAGAUAUGUCCCCGUCGGCAUUCUGGCUCACUUGCCACCGAGUUUGCAGGAUCGGCCACCUGCGUACCGAGGGAGAAGCGAUCUAGAGACAUUGUUGGCUAGUGACAAUUACUUGGAUUGGAUCAAGAUCAGUGAAAUGUAUCUUGGUCCUGCUCAUAAAGACUUCAGAUUCCAACCCAAACACAAGUCAAAUAGCUACGAAAUUGAGGCAGAGGGAUGAGGGAAGCUCUGAUAAUCUUGGUGAAGGAAAUAAACCCUCACAACAGUAGACCUAUUGGCAGCAGACGCACUGGUUCUGCUGCUUUUGUGAAAUGGCCGGUGGUAGAUUCGACAUCAGUGGAGAUGUUUACAACACUAUCAAGUAACCAUGAAUAUAAUCGAGUAGCAAAACGACAUUCAUUCAAUGAAAAUUUCGU
Hyaloscypha bicolor E is the source of this 2493-nucleotide messenger RNA. Its product is annotated as tRNA-dihydrouridine(47) synthase [NAD(P)(+)]. Lineage: Eukaryota; Fungi; Ascomycota; Leotiomycetes; Helotiales; Hyaloscyphaceae. Gene Ontology annotation, molecular function: tRNA dihydrouridine synthase activity; flavin adenine dinucleotide binding; RNA binding. Gene Ontology annotation, biological process: tRNA processing. The coding region runs from base 27 to 2297 and encodes 756 amino acids. The transcript has 3 exons. The record is from RefSeq and is a predicted model, not a curated record.